Silurus meridionalis is the source of this 1854-nucleotide messenger RNA. RefSeq names its product spindle and kinetochore associated complex subunit 3 (gene ska3). Gene Ontology annotation, cellular component: spindle microtubule; outer kinetochore. Bases 193 to 1695 code for a protein of 500 amino acids. Lineage: Eukaryota; Metazoa; Chordata; Actinopteri; Siluriformes; Siluridae. Gene Ontology annotation, biological process: mitotic cell cycle; chromosome segregation. The record is from RefSeq and is a predicted model, not a curated record. The transcript has 11 exons.
CAAUUUUAUUUGGUGAGACUUUUAUUGGCGUUCAAUGUUGACUUCCGCCGGAAGACCCGCCAAAUUUGAAAACGGUGUAUUCGUUUUACUGCAUAUCUUGAGGUCAUGUUUAAUGAUCUCCGAUCCAUCUAAAUUUUAGUUCGUUUUAAUUAAACAAAGCUUCUCUGAGUGUAGUUAGCCAGGAUAGUCCACAUGGACACGUCCACACGCUUUUUCGCCAAGUUGCGGAGUCUGGUUGUGCUCUUCGACUCGGAAAGGACCAACCUGGAACACACCGCGAGCCAAAACCUGAGCCUGGAAGAUGAUGAUGCAGAAAGUGGCGCUGUCCAAGCCCUACAUGAGCUCCAUUCCGAAGUUCGAGGGCUUAAGAAACAAGUCCAAAACCAAGUGGCAUCUCAGGAGGACGGAAGUACUGAGCUGAGGAGCUUCAUCAAAGCCUGCAUGGUGCUGAAACAGCGGUCUACAGAAGACAUAGAAAGAAUUCAGAGACACUAUGAAAAAUACGGUUACAAACCUCAUAAAGCCUCCCUUAAGCCAGAAACUAAUUGCAAAGGUGAGGCAAAUGUAGGAUCUUCUGUAGAAGAUUCGCCUGAGGGAGAGCUUUCUGAGGAGAGAGCAGAUGAUGAUGAGUCGGUUGAAGCUCCACAGUGUGAAACACCUGAGAAGAUGGCAUGUCCAGCUGUUGACCCAAUGCGCACUCCACAGCUCUCAGAUUUUGGUCUGUCAGCGCUUCACCUGCAGAUGGUGCUCGGCAAUUCAGAAAUGUCUCAAGAUGUUCCUCCUGUUCCCCCUCUGGCUGUCACUCCACCCUCAUUUAUCAUGACAAUGCACGAAUCCCAGCCAAAGACGCCAAAGUGCUCUCUGCGUAUGGACGAGGAAGCCCUGACUCCACGAUUGGAAGACUUUGGCAUCACAGAAAGCACAAUGUGUUUUAAUAAUGAUUUCACGAUGGACCUGUUCUGCAAGAAACCACCCAAAGACAGGCAGACGAACAGCACAACCGAAGAGAUUGACCAGAGACCAGAACACAGCCUGCCUACAGCUCCAUCUUGUGCCUCUCAUAGCAGAUUUUCUGACAGCAUGGAAUCCCCAGAGUUGCCUGUGUUCUCUACUCUGGAGAUUAAAAUGAAUAAACAACUGGGUCAGUCAUGUUCUCUGCCAAAGGGAGUAAGUGAUCCUGAUUCCCCCCCUCAGCCGAGUGCUGGCACCACAACACCUGAACUUCCCACGUUCGAGACACCUUACAUCAGCAAGCUCAUCAGUGCCAGAAAGGAGACCAAACAGGGGGAGGGUCUCACAGGCUCACAGAACAGCACCUCUUACAGUGCUGAAGGCCCAUCUGUCAGCGUUUUAUCAUCUGAGAUGCCACAAAUGCCAGGCAGCCUUUCUCAGAUGGAAGAAACCACCCCCGAAAUGCCAAGAUUGCAGUCCUUCUUUAGCAGCACUUUACCAUGUAUAGGGGCGAGUAAUCGGUCAGCGGUGACUGAACCUUCAGGUCCUCUGCUGCCAGCUGACGAACACACUCAGGAUUGGUGUCUGGCCACACCACGCAUCCGCAUGGAGUUUGAUGCUGAGCCUCGCACCCCCGAGAUGCCCGACAUGAGCUCCAUCACACAGGAUAUCUUUAAACUUGUGUCUCAGGCUAAUAAAAAACCACCACUACAUCAAUACACACAGGCUCAAAGGCUAGUUUGAACACACUGGCCCCUGGGAAGGAGAACAGAACUCAUUGUGUUGCUCAAGUAUCUGAAAAAGAGUUUCAAGGACUGUCAUCUUGCAUGAAACAGAUCCCACUUACCAGUCUCAACUUAGCACUCAACAAAAUUAACCAAGCACUUGAAAGACGGCACACAG